Auanema sp. JU1783 is the source of this 456-nucleotide messenger RNA. Lineage: Eukaryota; Metazoa; Nematoda; Chromadorea; Rhabditida; Rhabditidae. The record is from the annotation of a GenBank genome assembly.
AUGCUGAUCCCCCAGAAAAACAGGAAGGCUAUCUACGAAUACCUCUUCAACGAGGGAGUUUGUGUCGCCAAGAAAGACUUCAACUUGAAGAAGCACCCCAACAUUGACGGAGUUUCCAAUCUUGAAGUUAUCACUUCUCUUAAGAGUUUGGCUUCUCGUGAACUUGUCAAGGAACAAUUCGCAUGGCGCCACUAUUACUGGUACCUCACCGAUGAGGGUAUCAACUUCUUGAGAGAGCAAUUGAACCUUCCUGCUGAGAUCGUCCCAGCUACCGUUAAGACCAAGCCAAGAGAGGUCCGCCCCGGAAGCGAACGUCCAGCCAGAGGACAAGGAGCUCCAGGCAAGGAAGGAGACAGAGAUGCCUACAGAGCUGCAGAUAAGGUUACCGAUGCUGGACCAGGAGCCGGUGGAGUCCACCGUGGUGGUUUCGGAAGAGGAGCCCCUCCAGCCCAAUAA